Messenger RNA from Osmia lignaria (orchard mason bee), 7850 nucleotides. It is a transcript of the gene Rbcn-3B, whose product is annotated as WD repeat-containing protein Rbcn-3B. Gene Ontology annotation, molecular function: protein binding. NCBI's taxonomy places the organism in Eukaryota, Metazoa, Arthropoda, Insecta, Hymenoptera, Megachilidae. Gene Ontology annotation, cellular component: cytoplasm. The record is from RefSeq and is a predicted model, not a curated record.
AAAAAUGGUGUGUUCUACGUUCUAGGGAUUUUUCUAGGGACUGUCGGUAAAGUUUUCAACGCUAGCAUCACCCUAAAUAGGAUUUUACUAGGGACCUUUUGACGUGGAACAGCUGAUUGAACAUAUAUACGUUAUUCGUCUGACUAUUCUCAACUGUUCUCAACAUCAAGAUGGCCGCGGUCGUGAGAGUGCAGUAAGGGUUGUAUGAUUUUUGGCAUAUAUCGCCAUUUACGACGUUUGGAGCCGUUGUCAUUAAUAUUCAAUAUUUUCGGUUGAAUUUUAAAAAUGACAGCGGGUACAAGCUUAGUAGUACCCAUAGUUUUAUGGGGUCGUAUAGCUCCAACUCAUUGUAUUUCCUGUAUCUAUUUGUCCCGAGAUCAAAAAACAUUAGUAACAGGAUGCUAUGAUGGUCAAAUAUGUUUGUGGCAAGUUGAUCCUGAAACAUUGAAGAUGACUCCAAGAUGUUUACUUGUUGGCCAUACUGCACCAAUAAUGUGCCUAAGUCGAGCAAGUGUUAUUAUGGAACAAAAUUAUAUUGUUAGUAGCAGUGAAAGCGGAGAAAUGUGCACUUGGGAUUUAGUUGAUGGAAAAUGUAGAGAAGCUGUGAAACUUACCAAUGUUCAUACACAGAUGUUGCCUUAUGUCUCUGCUGGUGGAGAAGAUGUCAGACUUUUUUGUUCUGGGUACUAUCCCGAAGUUUUAGUGAUGGAUCCUUUUAGCUUGGAGAUUUUGUUUACCUUAAGUUCACGAGUUAACCCUGACUGGAUUAGUGCAUUGCACGUUUUGCGACCGGCCAAACGGAAAGGUCGGUUCUACGUGCAUACAAACGACGUUGUGCUGGCCUUAACGACAACUGGAACAGUCAAGGUGUGGACUCUUCUUGGGCAUGAGAAUCGCAACAGUGAACCUCUAUAUGAACAUGAGAGUAAACAAAUAAGGUGUCUAAAUGCGCUGGCAAUGACUUGCUGCCCCUAUAACCAAAGGACUGUAUUAAUUGUGUGUUCCAAACAUUGGCAGAUAUACGAUGCCGGUGAUUUUUCUCUUCUAUGUUCAAUUACUGCACCUUGUGGUGAACGUUGGAUGUCUGGAGAUUUUCUAGCUGCAGACAGAGUCAUUUUAUGGAGCGAUGAAGGUCAUGGUUACCUCUACAAGCUACCAGCUAAGAGUCUGGUACAACUUGACAGCAAGCUAAAGGGCAAGGCUCUCAGCAGUAGCGUUGCAGACAAUAAAAAUUUUCAUACCGCGGGUGCUGAAUAUGAUCAACCUUAUUUGUACUGCACUUUAACACAACCUGGUGAUAGGCCGCUAUCAUGCCCACCAGCGAUGCGAUUAGUAACAGUUCAUAGGCAGAAUAAAAUGUUGAAGUAUUUAUUACGUGGUGAUAGCGAAGGUGUUGUUGUUCUUUGGACAGUACCAGAAGUAACAACUCAACAACUAGCUCAAAUCAGUCAAAAUGAUUGCUCAACUUCACUCUCGUUGCCGCCUGUGGUAAAGACAAGUUUAAGAGCUGCUUGGGAAGAAAUGAGACCACCACCGGUUGGAAUAUUAGAUCAAUUAGAUACUGGAGAUGGGCAUGGUAUAAAGUUAACAGCUAGUAUAUAUUUACCGCAACAGAGUCGUCUUGUUGUUGGUCGCGAAGACGGCAGUAUUAUUAUUGUUCCUGCUACACAAACGGUGAUGCUUCAAUUACUUCAUGGCAAUCAUCAACAAUAUGAUGAUUGGCCUCCUCAUCAAGUACUUUUGGGUCACUCUGGUCGAGUGAAUUGUCUCUUAUAUCCACACGGAGCAGCACCGCGUUAUGAUCGUACACAUCUUGUUUCUGGUUCUGUUGAUUUUGCUGUAUGUUUAUGGGACCUUUAUGCUGGUACCCUUAUUCAUAGAUUCUGUGUACAUGCGGGGGAAAUUACGCAACUGAUGGUACCACCUGAUAAUUGUAGUCCUAGGAUUCAAAAGUGUGUCUGCAGUGUUGCAUCAGAUCAUAGUGUUACUUUGUUAUCAUUAGCGGAAAGGAAGUGUGUUGUUCUCGCUUCUCGACACCUGUUUCCGGUUGUUACGAUAAAAUGGAGGCCACUGGAUGAUUUUAUGAUAGUUGGUUGUUCGGACGGAGCUGUAUACGUAUGGCAAAUGGAAACUGGUCAUCUAGAUCGUGUACUACAUGGUAUUAUUGCUGAAGAGGUACUCUACGCGUGUGACGAAAAUACUCUGGCUACGGCUGGUGGGUCAGCCGCGGGUGGUGAACUAGGCUUAGCUAAUCCUGCUGUGCAUUUCUUUAGAGGCUUGAGGCACAGAAAUCUUUCGGCUAUACGACAUGCCACACAAAGAGGGUUACAUCAAUUACAACAGCUUCAUGGUGGACAAGGAGUAGAUCAUGGAAAUCAGAUAAAAGCAAAAGGCACACCUUUAAUGAUUCAAGGCUUCAGAAGUAAUCCUAAAGAUCCAGAAAGUCAUAUUUUAUUUUUUGACAUAGAAGCAUUAAUAGUACAAUUACUUAGCGAUGAAUAUGGAGCAAUGUCACCAGGUUCUUUGGAAGCACAGGGUUUAAUUUCUGCAUCCGAAUAUCAAAAAGUUGCAGCACUUACACAAUCGGCUAGUCCAGAUGCUCACAAAAAAAUCGCAGACUUUUUCGGUCGCGUCAAGGAUAAGGCAGGAGACGUUGAACGAAUUUUAAAGGAGAAGGAUCGUCACGGUAUAUUGGCUAAAAUGAAGGAGGGUGCAGAAAACGUACACACUAAGAUUCAGGCCAAGGUGGAAAGCGUUGGCCUCAAGCCGUCGACUCUCGACGGCAAAGGUGAUAAUUGGAAUAACAACGAGGCUGCUAAAAAUAAUUUGAAAAGAAAUGGUGCAUUUAGCGAACCAAACGCAACUAUGGAAGUUGCUCAGCUUAUACUAAGUUUAUUGCAUGCUUGGGGUAUGGAUCCAGAUUUGGAUCGUGUUUGUGAAGGAAAACUGGGCUUAUUAAGGCCUAUGGUUCCUGUUUCAUUUGGAGUAUUAUCUAAAGGAGGAUACAUGUCGCUAUUACUGCCAACUUGGCAAACGCAAUUGGAGCCAAUCGGUGAACCUACAACACAGCUGGAGCAGCGUUUACCGGCUGAAUUAGUCAGACAAGAAAGACUUACCAGAGCAUUCACAGCGAGAGCACAUUGGGAACUCUCUACUACAUUAACCAGUAAUCAUUUGUUAGCAGUAGUUGCUUUGGCAAAUACUUUAAUGUCAAUGAACAAUGCAACUUUUGUACCUGAGCAAGAACGGAAUAGAAAAAUGCAUAGACCUGGUAAUAGAUCCACAGUUAAUUGGAAUAAAGCAGAAGAAGAAAAUGAAGAAAUUUAUACAGCACAGCAAGCACAGAUUAAACAAGGAUGGUCGUUGUUAGCGACGCUACAUUGUGUACUUUUACCUGAUAAGGUAACUUCACAAGGUGGUGCGAAAACAUUUAAACGUCCUCAGGUUGAAAUGAUGGCACGAAGAUGGCAACAUCAAUGUCUUGAGAUCCGUGAAGCUGCUCAAGCUUUGUUACUCGCUGAAUUAGGUAGAAUGGGGCCAAAAGGAAGGAAAGCGCUUGUAGAUAGUUGGUCCCAGUAUCUACCAAUGUACAGCACUCAAGAACCUAUUGCACCUCAAAUACAAAAUCAAAGUCCACCAGCUCCUGGUAGUCCAAUCCCUUCCUCGGACACACAUCCAGAAGAAGAAGAUGAAGAAGAAGAAUUAGUAGAAGAAAUAAAUGUAGCCAGGAAGCCAUCGAGCGUUGCAGAACUGAAACGAAAACAAACGACUGCGGUUGUAUUAUUGGGUGUAAUAGGUGCUGAGUUUGGUCAAGAUGUUACUACAACAAAUCAAAAGAGGGACAAUGAACAAAGACGAAAGAGUUCAAUCGUAGAAGGUUUUGGAAUAGGAAACAAUAAUCUUGCACGACAUACUAGUAUGGCCCUUACUCAUCUAUUACAUGCACCUCAUUCUCCAAAAUUACCUCUACACACAGCAUUACGAAGAGCAGCAAUCGAUCUUAUCGGUAGAGGUUUUACCGUUUGGGAACCGUACCUUGACGUAUCAAAAGUGUUAUUGGGUCUAUUGGAAAUGUGUUGCGAUGCUGAUAAAUUAGUACCAAGCAUGACUUAUGGUCUUCCGCUCACACCUCAAGCUGAUACUUGCCGUACGGCACGUCAUGCUUUAACUUUAAUAGCUACCGCUCGACCUGCAGCAUUCAUUACCACGAUGGCACGGGAAGUGGCUAGAUACAAUACUUUACAACAAAAUGCGCAAACAUUAAAUGUAAAUAUGGGUGCAAGCGUUUUAGCUAGGGCAAAACCAGAAAUACUCAGAAUUGUUGAACAGUUAAUUGAUAAAAUGCAAAGUGAAAUGAGUGAUCUUUUAGUUGAGGUGAUGGAUAUUAUUCUACAUUGUCUGGACCCCGGUCAUCUGAAAACUAAACCAUUAAGUGAAGUGUUUCCAGCAGUAUGUAGGUUCAAACAAGUUAGCCACUGCCCGGCAACACGUAGGAUAGCAGUGGGCAGUCGCAACGGUCAACUUGCCUUGUAUGAAUUAAGAGGAAACGUUAAGUGUCAGACAGUACCUGCACAUACAGCAGCUGUAACUGCGUUAGCAUUUUCACCCGAGGGCAAGUUCCUGGUUAGCUACUCUUGUACAGAAAAUAAAUUAUGUUUCUGGCAGCAAACAAGUAGCGGUAUGUUCGGCCUAGGAAAUUCGCAGACACGUUGUGUGAAAUCAUACAGCACUGCGCCUAUUAAUGAUGUAGCACGAUUGAAUCCUAUGCGAUUAGCUCGAUUAAUAUGGAUAAAUAAUCGAACAGUCACAUUAAUUCUUGCUGAUGGAUCUGAAACAAGGUUUAAUGUGUAAACUGUAGACGAUCCCUUCUAUUCCAUUACCGAAGUAACAAAAAGUUAAAUGAAUGAUACACAGCAAGUGAGAGGUCAGUUUACCCGUUGAAAUAUGGAAGAAUUGUUUUAGGCGAAAGUGCUGUCGUGAACGUUGGUGCGUUUAUUGGUACUUAAUAGUGCUAACAAAUAAUUGGAUAUCGUAUCGUAUGGAAUAUGCUUGAGUGAAGUUCAUCGUUGCACGACGCAGGAUAUGGCAUAGCAAUUAUCAUCGAGUAUUGGUAUGAAAAUUUCUUCCUUUUCAAUUUAUCUCGUUUUUUCUUUUCCUUUUCUCUUCAUUUAUCUAAUUUAAAUAUUUAAUUUCUAUCUUUCUUUCCUUGGGAGGGAGUACGCACUUUGCGUUAUUGUAGCACCAGUGAUAGUUUGAACGCUAUCACGCUUUAAUGAAAAAGUAUUCUUUUUAUCUAAUAAUUUAAUUGCACUGUCAUUUGAUUAUUAGUUACGUAGUUACAAGGCUGAACAAUUUUACUAUAGUUUCACGAGUCUAGACCGAGUCUAAACAGAAAUAUGAAACGCUUUCAUUGACACACAUAUACCGGAAAAUUUGUUGAACUAUUUCUACAUUGAGGAUUUGUGUGCCGUAUUGUACAUUAUGCAAUGUUAUAACGCGUGAGCUUCCAAAAGCCACGUUUACGUAUUCCUGAAAUUAUAAUAUAAUAGUUAAUAAAGGUUACCAUAUGGAACCUCGUGUUGAAAGUACAUACAUGUGUAUAUAUACAUACCAAAAAAUGAAUUUUCGCCCGACGAUUUGUAUAUACAUAAUAUUUACAAUGGCGAAUCAUUAGUCAUUAUAUUAAUUUGUAUGAAAUAUUUUACGUUUAAUCUGUUUACAUAUACAUAUAGUUGAAACGCUUCAAAUGAAUUCCUGUUUUACAAAUUUUACAUAUAUUAUUUGGUCCCGUAAUUUGAAUCGCUUAACGAAUUAAAUGUUUUCGUCUCAUAGAGUUGCAUAUUGAGAAUGAUCGUACAUGUUUGGUGCUUAGAACUAAAGAUCAAAUGGAAUUGAGAAAGAUCAACGAUAAAUUCAUAUGAUUUCACGAAAGGUAAAUUUUGAAAAGCAGUUUAUCUGAAAUUUCAAUAUGCUCUAUAGUUACCUUAUAAUUUUUUAUAAAUAUUUCAUAUAUAAACAAUAUUACGUAAUUAAUAUUUAUUUCGUUAUUGAACGAACGAGGGAUUGAAUUUAAUCAGUAUAGUCAGUUGUGCUUUUUCUGUUAUGUUCUUUCCCAGAUCAAAAUGCUUCUCCACUUGUAAGAGAACAAAUAUGAUGGAGACUAUAGAUACGAUAUUAUAUUGUUUUAGCGUAAUUUAUUGUCUUUAUUGCCUUGCGAGCUUAGCGCAAUGUUCUGUGUAAAUACAACAGAGACAUUGUAUGUACGUGUACGUUUUAAAAAGUUAUAUUUUUGUUGUUAAAUUUUUUAGUUAUUAUGACAAGCAUAACGAGAUAUGCAAUGGUAUUUAAAAUUCCUAUGUUGCAAUAUAGUUAUGUACAUUGUAAAUCGCACAAAAUUACGAAUGAGUUUCUCCAAAAAAAAAUCAUGAAUUCUUUUAGAUUGAAAAAUGAUUUGCGUUAACAUAGCGAAGUAUAAUAAAUAUCUAUACAUAUAUGUUAGAACAAAUUAUACUAUCGGCAAUUUAACGUAAAUGUUAAAUCCAUUCGCUUAUAUUUUGUUAGAGGGUAUACAUUUAUAAUUUUUUCUCCUUUUAGUAGAAAAUGUUUGAUAUACAAAUUCAUUCGGUGCCUUUCAAAUAAAAAUGUAUAAUUUGAAUAUUGCUUCUGUGAAUUUAAAAUGCUACUGAUAAGUGGCGCAAGAGAAUGAUGAGUAUUUGAAUAGUUCAAGUUACUAAGACCAUUUAAAAACAAAUCUUUAAUUCAAAAAGAAAAGGCACCAAAUUAAUUUGUACACUUAACAUAAUCAGAUUAAAAAAAAUAUACGACAAUGUAUAUUAAUUGUAGAGCAGUAUUUUAGAAGGAAAAAAAAAACAGAAUCUGUCUUGUCUUUCUUUCAUCGAUAAAGUAUAUUUAUAUUUUAUAUGAUAAUUUAUCUUCUAUAUAAUAUUUUUACGUGAAGUAACAAUAAAUACCAGAAACAGAAGAAAGUGAAUGGAUCGAAAGAUAAAAGAAAAAUUUAUUUGUCGAUAAAAACAUUUAGAUUAUUUAUUAGUAUUCCGAUUACUGUGCGAGGCACAGUAAAAAGAAUUGUGUUAUUAUUAAAGGCAUUUGUCACGCAGGCGUGUCUAAGAUCGGUACCGAAACGAAAUACUCGUAAAUGCUGAAAAAGAAUACGAGACAGCAGAUUCAAUCUUUGAUCGCAGCAUGAAUUGAGCGAACAAUUUCUCUGCAUUACUUCUAUCUUGUAUAUAUAAAACCGAACUAUGCCUAAUUGUAUGUAUGUAAUUAUUUAUGUGUACAUUAUAUUUUAUCGUGCGUUAUGUUUGGCUGAAUGAAGGUGAAGAAAAUGAUCGAUAAACCUUUUUAUUGAUCAUUUUCUUACAGUCGGUAGCAAUGGUUGGUGAUGGAUAUUCGAUGUUUCUGAUCUACAAAUUGAAUCGACUUCUUAAAUUAUUAACUCCAAAAUUUCAAUAGAUUCUACAAAACAUCAAACACAAUUGAUUGAUAUGAUUUCAUCGGACAUUAAUCCGAUGAAAAAUAAAGAAAAAUUGACUUUUAUAUGCUCCAUUCAUGUGUGAGUAAAUAUACUACUUUUUGAGCACUUGAAUACUUCAAAUCUAUUCUCUUAAAGUGUUGCAACUUUUUUAAUAUUACAAUGUUUUCAAUUAUUCAAAAUGUCCCGAGUAAUUCUCUUGAUUCCAUCGCUAAUGAUAAUGUUCAAUGCAAAGGGGGAAGUAUACCGCACGUGUUGUUAAUCGUUAUGCAAUAAUUAAAUAUGUAUUUAAAUGUAUCCUAUGUGAAACGCGUUGCGUUUAAAAUUCGAUAAUAUAUAUACACACCAUAAAGAUGAA